UUCUAUAUAUCUCGUUUCGUUUCUAUAUGUACGUGGGCAUCUCUCUAUAUUAAGAUCAAGUGUAAUUUGAACUUAAUAACCACACCUCUUUCCUUUCUACAUUUUCAUGCCUAUAAAUGUUUUCUAUAUCUGCUAAUAUCAGGUUGCAUGCACCAACCUCGCCACCGGUAGUGCUAUCGUUGCAAUCCUUUGCUUAUAGGGUGUUAGCUAAGAGAAAUAAUGGGAAAAAGCCACAAACAACCAUUAGAGCUAGCACCGGAAGCUCUAAUCAUCAUGAACAAUUUAAAAGGCCAACAUCAUCAGUACUCGAUACUAAAGAGCCAUUACCAACAACUAAUAUCUUCAAUGCGAUUGACCCAAAACAUGUCCUGUCAGGUAACUUUUCCCCAAUAGAUGAACUCCCUCCUACUCAAUGUGAGGUUAUCGAGGGUACACUACCUAGCUGCCUCGAUGGAGCUUACUUUCGCAAUGGACCAAACCCACAGUAUGUGCCACAUGGUCCCUAUCACUUAUUUGAUGGAGAUGGCAUGCUUCAUGCUAUUCGUAUCUCUAAAGGGAAAGCUACAUUGUGCAGUCGCUAUGUGAAGACACACAAGUAUAAUGCAGAGAAGGAUGCAGGGUUCCCAAUUGUUCCGUUUUUCUUUACAGGAUUCGAUAGCCUGGGUAGUCUCAUCGCGUAUAUGGUAGUCAUAGUUGUUCGAUAUUUAAAGGGUAAAUUUGACCCAAACAAAAAAGGUUUUGGCUUAGCCAACACCAACUUAGCACUAUUUGGCAACAAACUAUUCGCGCUGUGGGAGUCUGAUUUGCCUUAUGCCAUUAAAAUUAAUCCAGACGGUGAUAUAGUCACUCUUGGUCGCGAGGACUUUGAUGGCAAACUUUUAAUGAGCAUGACCGCUCACCCAAAAUAUGAUCCGAUGACAAAAGAAACAUUUGCUUUUCGUUACGGCCCAGUUUCUCCAUUUCUAACCUAUUUUUGGUUCAAUGAAAGAGGAGAGAAACAACCUGAUGUCCCAAUCUUCUCAACAAAAAGCCCAACUUUCUUUCACGACUUCGCUAUCACCAAAAACUAUGCCAUCUUUCCCGAGAACCAAAUCACAAUGCACAUGAAGCAAACGGAUAUUGGAUGGUCUCUUAUUAGUGCAGACAUGGAUAAGGUGCCUAGAAUAGGGGUGAUGCCAAGGUAUGCCGAAAAUGAGUUAGCGAUUAGGUGGUUCAAGGUGCCCGGGUUGAAUAUUGUGCAUGCGGUUAAUGCAUGGGAAGAGGAUGUCGCCGAAGAAUCGGUGGUAUUGAUUGCAUCAAAUAUAUUAUCAAUAGAGCACGCAUUAGGGAGGACGGAUCUCAUACAUGGAUCCUUGGAAAAAGUUAGGAUCGAUCUUAAGACCGGGAUGGUCUCACGUCAUACCCUUUCAUCAAGGAAUUUAGAAUUUGGUGUGAUCAACUCAGCUUAUGUUGCUGCCAAGAAUAGGUAUGUGUAUUGUGCAGUUGGUGAUCCAAUGCCUAAGUUUUCCGGAGUUGUCAAGCUAGAUGUGUCAUUAUCGGAAGUGGAUCGACAAGAAUGCAUAGUGGCUAGUCGGAUUUUUGGGCCCGGGUGUUUUGGUGGUGAACCAUUUUUUGUAGCAAAGGAACCCGACAACCCCAAUGCCGACGAGGAUGAUGGAUACAUAGUGUCAUAUGUGCAUAAUGAGAACAAUGACGAGUCAUGUUUCUUAGUGAUGGAUGCCAAGUCAAUGACACUAGAGAUAGUUGCUACCGUGAAAUUGCCCCGUCGAGUACCAUAUGGAUUUCAUGGUCUCUUUGUCACUGAAAAUAACCUAAACAAGCUUUGAAUAUAAACGGCGAAUUUAAGAGUAAUGAUUGUAUAUGUUUAAAUCACAAAAAUUCAUACAUAAAUAAAGAACAUGUGUUGUCAUUCUA
Erigeron canadensis is the source of this 1914-nucleotide messenger RNA. Its product is annotated as probable carotenoid cleavage dioxygenase 4, chloroplastic. Lineage: Eukaryota; Viridiplantae; Streptophyta; Magnoliopsida; Asterales; Asteraceae. The transcript is spliced from 2 exons. Gene Ontology annotation, molecular function: carotenoid dioxygenase activity. The record is from RefSeq and is a predicted model, not a curated record. The coding region runs from base 117 to 1826 and encodes 569 amino acids. Gene Ontology annotation, cellular component: chloroplast stroma. Gene Ontology annotation, biological process: carotene catabolic process.